AGCCCGCUGCCCCCGGCGCUGCGGCAGCAUGCGGGGCUGCGGCGGGCUCCGCGCCCUGAUGGCCUUGCUGGCCCUGCUCCUGCCCGCUGCUGCUGCCGCCGCCGCCGGCCCCGCGGCCGGCCCCGGGCCCGCCGCGGCGGGAGAGAGCCCCGGCAAUUUCAUGGAGGAUGAGCAAUGGCUCUCCUCCAUCUCCCAGUACGGCGGUAGGAUCAAGCACUGGAACCGCUUCCGAGACGAUGAUUACAUCAAGAGCUGGGAGGACAACCAGCCUGGGGAUGAAGCCCUGGACACCACCAAGGACCCCUGCCAGAAGGUGAAAUGCAGCCGGCACAAGGUGUGCGUGGCGCAGGGCUACCAGCGUGCCAUGUGCAUCAGCCGCAAGAAGCUGGAGCACAGGAUCAAGCUGCCGAGUACCAAGGGGCAUGGGGGCUGCAAGCCCUGCCACGCCGCGCCACUCAUUGCUGUCUGCGGCUCCGACGGCCACACCUACAGCUCGGCGUGCAAGCUGGAGCAGCAGGCGUGCCUGGCCAGCAAGCAGCUGACGGUGCGGUGCGAGGGGCAGUGCCCCUGCCCAACCCCACACAGCCCUGCCAUGGACAGCAAGCAAGAGCCAUGCACAGGGCAGGACCUGGCCGACCUGGGUGACCGCCUGCGUGACUGGUUCCAGCUCCUGCGGGAGAAUGCCAAGCAGAAUGGCUCCGGCGGCCUCCCGGCCAGCCCGACCACUGCGCUGGAGAGGAGCGUAGCAGCCAGCUGCAAGGAGGCAGUGGGGUGGAUGUUUGCCCGGCUGGACACGAGCGGGGAUCUCUUCCUGGAGGCGGCUGAGCUGGCUGCCAUCAACCUGGACAAGUACGAGGUGUGCAUCCGCGCCUUCUUCAACUCCUGCGACACCUCCAAGGACGGCCGUGUCUCUGCUCCCGAGUGGUGCUUUUGCUUCUGGAGGGAAAAGCCGCCCUGUCUGAGGGAGCUGGAGAAGAUUCAGAUCCAAGAAGCAGCUAAAAAAAAGCCGGGCACCUUCAUCCCCAGCUGUGAUGAGGACGGGUACUACCAGCGGGCGCAGUGUGAGCCGGGCGGCGGUGAAUGCUGGUGUGUGGACCAGCACGGUGUCGAGCUGACGGGAACCCGCAGCCAUGGCAGCCCCGACUGCGAGGAGGCAGCAGGAUUUUCAGGUGACUUCGGAAGCAGCGUGGGCUGGGAGGACGAGGAGGAGAAGGAGCCGGAGGAGGCGGGUGAGGAAGGCGAGGAAGAGGAGGGCGAAGCAGGCGAGGGCGAUGAUGGUGGCUACAUCUGGUAGAGAAGCAGCAGAGCCUGGCAGGCAGCACAGCCGGGUGGCAGCCCCCCAGCUGGGGGUCCCCGUGAACCCCCACCACUGGUGUGGCGUGGGGCAGGGGUACCCCCGCGGCCCUGUGUGGGAUGGGGCAUUGGGGUGCUCGUCCAGGGAGGGGGCGAGCGGGGCGGGGAGCUGCACUUGUGCGAACCUGAGCUUUUUGUCUUUGGGUAAAGCCGAGCAGGCCUAGUGUGCGGCUGCGUGCCCUGUGACCAGGCCAGCAGCGCUAAUAAACGUGGGGAGAAAAGGAACAAAACCAAACACCCCCUCCGUAGAUAACCUGUCCCCCCGCCCCGCAUCCCCCUUGUGCUGUGCUUGCGUGGCCACCCCGGCCCCCGGCGUUGUGUAGCGGCUGUGAAAUAAAUACCCCGUGCUGUGUCAA
Molecule: messenger RNA, 1709 nt
Organism: Pezoporus occidentalis (night parrot)
Lineage: Eukaryota; Metazoa; Chordata; Aves; Psittaciformes; Psittacidae
Gene: SPOCK2
Product: SPARC (osteonectin), cwcv and kazal like domains proteoglycan 2
Exons: 10
Coding region: 29-1294 (421 amino acids)
Biological process (GO): anatomical structure development
Molecular function (GO): protein binding; collagen binding; calcium ion binding
Source: RefSeq, a predicted model, not a curated record